Molecule: messenger RNA, 2763 nt
Organism: Saprolegnia diclina VS20
Lineage: Eukaryota; Oomycota; Saprolegniomycetes; Saprolegniales; Saprolegniaceae
Exons: 15
Coding region: 1-2763 (920 amino acids)
Molecular function (GO): protein binding
Source: RefSeq, a predicted model, not a curated record
AUGCACGACGCAACACUCUAUCUGUGGCAAAAGGCCGAUGGGGAAGAGCUCCGUCCGCCGUCGCCCUUCGAGGACGAGCGCGAAGAGUCGACAGCCGUCGACGCCGACAACUACUUUGGACUCGACGCGCUCUCUCGCUUUUGGCGCAUGUUUCAGCGGCAAGAGACAACCGCCCGCACCAAGCGGCCGCGCCCGCGCUCUGCUCGCACCACGUACCUUCAGCGGCUCCAACAGCUGCACCGGUGCCCCGAGCCGAUGGGGAUCAUCCGCAAAGGCGAGACGCCCAAGGUUGAUUUGCACGCCUAUGACAUUGGCAGUGAGUUUGCGACCGCCAUGGGCGAGAGCUUGGCGCUCAUCCCGAGCAUUGAUACGCUCAACCUGGCGUCGAACCGCAUCUCGGACGCAGCAGCCAGCGACGUGAUCGCAUCCAUGGCAGCGUCGCCGACGCUGCGAGCCCUCGAUUUCGCCGCCAACGACUUGGGGCUCCAAGCCGCGAAGGCGCUUGCGACGCUUCUCGGAUCGACCAAGUCCCUUACGUCCAUCAACCUCGCCCACAACAAGCUCAACAGCCGCGCGAUCGUGCUUCUCUGCGAUGCGCUCAAGAAGAGUCCGACCGUGACCCACCUCAACAUUUCUGAAAAUGCCUUUUCGACGCCUGGCAUGCUGGCGAUCGCCAAACUCCUCGAAGAAAGCGCCAAGAUCGAAGAGCUGUAUCUUUCGUGGAACAAGAUCCGCGGGAUUGGCGCGCAGCGGAUCGUCGAGGCCAUCGGCUUCCACAACUCGCUGCGCGUGCUCGACUUGUCGUGGAACAGCCUCAACUCGUGCGCGCACCACGCCGUCGCCACCGCCCUCGCGGCCGCGCUGGCCAACAACAAGGUGCUCGUGCACCUAGAUUUGAGCAACAAUGGGCUCGACGUCGACGAUUGCGCGAUCCUCGCGAACGCACUUGUCGCCAACCACACGAUCCUCGGGCUGCACAUGGUUGGCAACCAAGGCUACGUUGACGCCCGAGUAGGGUUUGUCGUGCCAUCGACCGAGCCGAUGCACUUGCAGGCGCAGCACAAGGUGUCGAGCAUUGCCCACUACGAACAGUAUCAAGGGACGGACGAGAGUGCGUACGACCAUUUUUGGCACUGCGUGGACCGCCAGUGCUGGCUCUGCGGGCGCUGGUCCGAGUACCGGUUUGUCUGGACGCCGCCGCACUCGAUCGACCCAAAAGCCAAGGUGCAGCUCCAUCUCUCGAUCGACGACUGGGAUGGCGACACCAUGAGCCCGGCUGCGAACGAUACGUAUCUCCUGUACCGCAUGCUCCCGCCAGGGAAAACGCAAUACUUUAUCACGGUCUCGACCGACAUUGCUUCGUCCCUCUCGAGCAGUGGCGGCACGUCAGCGCUGCCCGCGAGCACGCGUACCGUGCGGCAGUUUUACACGAUGAAGGACAAGCGAGCGUCCCGCAUUCUUCGGCAACACGGCGACGAAGACAUUUUUGGCACCCUUCACUACGCCAACUAUAUCGCCAUGUCGCGCUCGGACGACGCCAACCCGUGUCGCGCCACCAUGCCGCGGCCCGGCUCGAAUGCAGUCAAGGCACUCAAGUGGGACAUCAAAAAGUCGGUGUUUGCAUCGCGCGCCAAAGAGAGUCCCAGCAAAGCUUAUGUGGACACGGACAUGCUGGUUGCCAAGGCGUUCCUUGUUGAUUUCAAGCACUGCAAAAUCGACCGCAUCAUUCGGGACGCACUUCGAAAGAAGGAGCUCGAGACGAUCGGCGUCGUCUACUACCGCGUGAUUAGCAAUUUGUACCGCACGUACUGCAACCGCGGGGUCCCAAGCCGGGGCACGGCCAUGGACACGAUAUCGAUUUCGUGGGCCGGGUUUCUCGAGUUUAUCAAUGACAGCAAGCUCGUCGACGAAACCUCGGAGCGCUGCAAGAUGAGUGACAUGGACAACGUCUUUGUCGCGGCCAACCUCGAGGUGACGGAAGAAGCAAAGCAGCAAGACAACCCGGACCGGAGCCUCACGCGCUUUGAGUUUCUCGAGUGCAUCAUCCGCAUCGCGAUCAACAAGUACGCGACGGGCAAAAUGUGCGAGACGCCCGCGCAGGCGUUCGAGAAGCUCAUGCAAGAGCACUUGGUGCCAAUGACGCCCCAAGAUAGCAAUGAAUUUCGAGCCAACUACCUCUACACGGAAGCCGUGAGCGACUGCCUCGUCGAGUAUGUGGUCAUGCUCAAGGACCUCUACCAAGACAACAGCGGCAAGUACUGCAAAGUGGGCGACGUCAAGGGCAUGGCCAUGCAAGAAUUCAUCAAUUUACUCGAGCAGUUCCACGUGUUUGACGACAAAUUCAAAGUCCGCGACGUCCGCGAACCCUUUUUCGCGUCCAAAAUGAUGAUCCUCGACGAGAUGGCGUCCACGUCCCAGCGACGCAUCAUCUACUUCACCGAUUUCCUUGAGCUCUUACUGCGCGUGGCGUUGCUGCGGUACCCGCCAGCGUCCGAGUCGGUGCUCGACGCCGUCCACUCGCUCGAACAGCUCUUUGUACAGCACUUUUGCGCCAAAGACCAGCUCGUCUCGACGUUUCGGAGCUCGGCCGAGAAGGCGAUUGCAGCGCGGCUGCUCACAACACCUCCGACGUCGGCCCACGACGAUCCGAAAGGAGCCUCGCCCCGGUCCCGUGGCUCCCGGCGAACGUCCCGAAAAACGCUGGCCGACGUGCCCAACAUGAGCAGUGACGCCAGUGACAGCAAGCGAGGCCCGUCCCGAUAG